Messenger RNA from Lycium ferocissimum, 348 nucleotides. RefSeq names its product extra-large guanine nucleotide-binding protein 3-like. The record is from RefSeq and is a predicted model, not a curated record. Lineage: Eukaryota; Viridiplantae; Streptophyta; Magnoliopsida; Solanales; Solanaceae. The transcript has 2 exons. Gene Ontology annotation, biological process: adenylate cyclase-modulating G protein-coupled receptor signaling pathway. Gene Ontology annotation, molecular function: guanyl nucleotide binding; G-protein beta/gamma-subunit complex binding; G protein-coupled receptor binding. Gene Ontology annotation, cellular component: heterotrimeric G-protein complex. Bases 39 to 266 code for a protein of 75 amino acids.
CAGCCGAAACUAACCAGUACAUCUAUUCCUUGAACCCGAUGUUAAAGCAUUCGCUACUGGACAUCAUUGCCACUGGAGAUUUGGAUGCAUUUUUCCCAGCAGCAACACGUGAAUAUGCCCUCCCAGUGGAAGAGGUGUGGAAGGAUCCUGCUAUACAGGAAACAUACAAGAGCAAAUAUGAGCUUCAUUUCCUUCCAGUUAUAGCAGAUUACUUCUUGAGCAAGGCUGUUGAGGUAUCAAGCAAUGAGUAUGAACCUUCAGAGUGAUAUAUACUGUAUCCUAAAGAAGUUACCCAAGGCAAUGGUUUGGCUAUUAUGGAGUUCUCCUUGGAUGAUCUAAAACCUAUGU